Chelonus insularis is the source of this 1444-nucleotide messenger RNA. RefSeq names its product ADP-ribosylation factor-like 5 (gene Arl5). Lineage: Eukaryota; Metazoa; Arthropoda; Insecta; Hymenoptera; Braconidae. Gene Ontology annotation, biological process: vesicle-mediated transport; protein localization to Golgi membrane; intracellular protein transport. The record is from RefSeq and is a predicted model, not a curated record. Bases 535 to 1074 code for a protein of 179 amino acids. The transcript is spliced from 3 exons. Gene Ontology annotation, cellular component: trans-Golgi network; cytoplasm. Gene Ontology annotation, molecular function: GTPase activity; GTP binding.
UGAUGAGAGAGUCAUCACUAUGCCCUCUUUUCUCAGUUCGAUAUUGUGAAAUGAGAAUCCGUCUAAAAUGUCUUGUAUGUCGCGUGAUUUUCUUUAUUAGAUUAUAACUUGUAUCUUGGAUAUUUUUUAAUUCAGUCUCAUCAAGAAACCCUUUCAAAAUUAUUUACUGUUAAUGGAGUUUUUUAUAAAAUGAAUGUGAACGUAGUUGGAUAAUGGUUCAAAUAUACACUUUAUAUAUACAUAUAUAUAAUAUAUAAUAUUUACUUACCUUAUCAGUUUUUACAAAUGGUUGUAAUUUUGGUUUAUUUAAAUGAAUUUUUUAGAACUAACUAGCUGUUUUAAAGUUAUGUUGUAGUAUAAUCAAUAAACUAAUGGUGAUAAGAAUGAUAAAUGUUUCGAAAAUCAAUACCAAAUAUAUUUAUUAUCGAUUUAAUUUAAUUAAUGAAUUGAAUAAUUUGUGAUUAACAAAAGAUAGUGCAUAAGUGUUAAUAAAUAUUGUUGUUGUUUAUUAGCAAUAUUUAUAAAUCAAUUAAAAUGGGGUUACUAUUCUCAAAAUUGUGGAGUUUUUUUGGAAAUGAAGAGCAUAAAAUUGUGAUGGUGGGCUUAGAUAAUGCAGGAAAAACGACAAUUUUAUAUCAGUUUCUCAUGAACGAAGUAGUCCACACUUCACCAACUAUUGGAUCUAAUGUAGAAGAAGUCGUGUGGAAAAACAUACAUUUCAUAAUGUGGGAUCUUGGUGGACAGCAAAGUCUGAGAGCAGCUUGGUCAACAUAUUAUACGAAUACAGAAUUUAUAAUAAUGGUAAUUGAUAGUACAGACCGUGACAGAUUAAGUACAAUAAGAGAUGAAUUAUACUCAAUGUUAAAUCAUGAAGAACUAUCGAAAGCAAAUGUUCUUGUAUAUGCCAAUAAACAAGAUUUGAAGGGCAGUAUGAGUGCAGCUGAAAUUUCAAGACAACUCGAUUUGACAUCAAUCAAGAAACACCAGUGGCACAUUCAAAGUUGUUGUGCGCUUACGGGUGAAGGACUUUACCAAGGGCUUGAAUGGAUAGUUGAUCGACUAAAAAAAACAUGACGUACAUCAUGAAAGAUAUCCGCUGAAACAUUUGCGGUGGAUUAUAAAUAAUAUUAUAAACAAAAACUGUAAAAUAUGUGAAUUUAAUGGUAGACGAGUAUUCAUUAACGGUAAAGGUUGUAUAAAAUUUUGUUCGAUUUUGGCAUCCAAAAACAACUGGAAUAUGUCAAUUUUUUGUAUUCAAUAAUGAAUUUAAUAAUUGAUUUUUCAUUAGAUUCAUUUUGAAAUUGAGUUAAGAUAUCAGCAGUUCAUAUCAUAUUCUCAAAAAUAUUUCCAAUUUUUGAGAAAUACAUAUAAUUCUAUUAAACAUUUAGCUUUAUUUUAAUAAGUUUCUAUUAUAAUAAUUUGAAAAUUGUAAUUUAUACUCAUA